CGUUGAUAUCAUCAACGGAAGACAGCGUUUUGUUAUUGUUAUCUGUAGUGUUCUUAUAUUUAGUGAUCCGUAUAUUAAAUUAAACAAACAUGGCUAGAAAUAGAUCUUUAUUAUUUUAUUUUGCAGUGUUACUGGUCAUUCUGAGCACCCUCACACAAGAGACUGAAGCAAGGAGAAAAAUUCUUCGUGGUAGACGAGUUAUGACCCGCACAUACUACCAUGGAAACGCAGUGCCGGCUUGGGCAAUAAGUUUGAUGGCAGGUAUAGGAAUGUUAAUAGUUGGAGGUAUUUUGUACGUAGUGAUGAGAAAAAUCGUUCUAUCAGCGGAGACUGGAUAUCUCAAUACAUAUCAACCAGCCAUGCGAAACGAAGUUUGAAUUACAAAACUAUAUAAAAUUUUAAGUUUUACUGUACAGUCAUUUUGGGUAACUUUGAAUUGCAGUUUAACUUUGAACAAUACAAUAAUGUAUUGUUCAAAGCUAGGUACCCACAAUAAGCAUAUUAAAAU
Messenger RNA from Aricia agestis (brown argus), 508 nucleotides. RefSeq lists its product as uncharacterized. The coding region runs from base 90 to 377 and encodes 95 amino acids. The record is from RefSeq and is a predicted model, not a curated record. The transcript is spliced from 3 exons. Lineage: Eukaryota; Metazoa; Arthropoda; Insecta; Lepidoptera; Lycaenidae.